Rhodofomes roseus is the source of this 1649-nucleotide messenger RNA. Its product is annotated as Oxysterol-binding protein. The transcript has 9 exons. Bases 342 to 1331 code for a protein of 329 amino acids. Gene Ontology annotation, cellular component: cytosol; cortical endoplasmic reticulum; membrane. Gene Ontology annotation, molecular function: sterol binding. NCBI's taxonomy places the organism in Eukaryota, Fungi, Basidiomycota, Agaricomycetes, Polyporales, Fomitopsidaceae. The record is from RefSeq and is a predicted model, not a curated record.
GCGGGGGCGGAAGAGGCAAGCGCUACGGGUACGUAGGAGCACAAACGCGUCACGGUGCCGCGCCGCGGCGUGGCUGUAGAGGGACGUCCUGCCCGCCGCCCCUCUUCCUCUCCCAACAUCUCCCUCUCUGCUCGCCGUCGUCCCCGUCGAGCUCACUGUGUCUGCUGUGUCACGGCCGCCGUCUGAUUCGCUGAUCGUGCUGUGAUCCGCAUCGCCUCGAGCGCACUGCAGCACCCGACAUUACGCCCGCACGCGACGCCUGCACCUGAGGCUGCCUGCCACACCGCUCUACUUAACCCCUUGCCGAACGCCACGCCCCGCACGCCAGCCUCGCUGCAACCAUGAUGGGACUCUUCAACCAGGCCACGCAGAAGGCGCACAGACCACGCGGGUCCUCCGACGACAAGGGUAGUCCUGAAGCUGAUGCUACCGAUUCCGAUGAUGUCUCUGUACUGGAUGAGGAGGAGGGCUCUAUCAUUAAGAGCAUGAUCUCACAGCUGAGAGUAGGAAUGGAUUUGUCGAAAGUCACCUUCCCAACAUUCGUCCUCGAACCGCGGAGCAUGCUUGAGCGUAUCACAGACUUUAUGUCGCAUCCAGAUCUUGUCUUCGGCGCUGAGCAAGAAGACAACCCCGAGGAGCGUUUCAUCCGCGUCCUCCAAUACUACCUCGCCGGCUGGCACAUCAAGCCGAAGGGCGUAAAGAAACCGUACAACCCCGUGCUGGGCGAGUUCUUCCGUUGUCGGUACGACUACCCCGACGGCUCGCAGGGGUUCUACAUCGCCGAACAAGUCUCGCACCACCCGCCCGUGUCCGCGUUCUACUAUGUCACGCCCGCGAACAAGGUCGCCAUCGUCGGCGAGCUGCGGCCCAAGAGCAAGUUCCUCGGGAACAGCGUCUCGACGCAGAUGGACGGCGAGAACCGCGUCUACCUCAUGGGCCGGCCGGACGACGGGCCAUACGUGAUCUCGAUGCCGAACAUGUACGCGCGCGGGAUCCUGUGGGGCAAGAUGGUGCUCGAGCUCGGCGACACGUGCACGGCGCGCAACGACCGCAACGGGUACACGGCCGAGAUCCAGUUCAAGACGAAGGGCUACUUCUCCGGCACGUACAACGCCAUCCAGGGCCGGAUACGCGCGGGCGGCCAGGAGACGGGCGAGGUCACGGGCAAGUGGAGCGAGGUCAUGGAGUACCAGAGCAAGAAGAAACGCGUCCUGUUUGAUGUCCAGAAGGAUGGCGACAAGGUCGCGCCGAAGUGGGUCGCGCCCGAGGACGAGCAGGAGCCCAAUGAAUCUCGGCGGUGCGUCGCGCACACGCGAACCUGCUCCCACUGAUAUUUAUGCGUGUCUGCCGGUAGCCUAUGGCGAGACCUGACCGAGGCGAUCCUCGCCAAGGACAUGAACGCUGCGACCGAGGCCAAGACGGCGGUAGAGGAGUCCCAGCGGGAGCUACGCCGGAGACGGGAAGAGAGCGGCCAGCAGUUCGUCCCGCGGUUCUUUACGCAAGAUAAAGAUGGGCGGUGGGUGCCCAAGCUCAACCUGCCUGAGGACCCGCAAGAAGCUGUAGAAGCGGUCAAGGCGUGGAUCUGGGCCGCGCCUCCUGGCUCACAGUAAACACAUAGACAUCUCUUGUAGGGGCAGCAGGAGAAACGU